Dipodomys ordii (Ord's kangaroo rat) is the source of this 750-nucleotide messenger RNA. Its product is annotated as tyrosine-protein phosphatase non-receptor type 23-like. Gene Ontology annotation, molecular function: protein tyrosine phosphatase activity. The transcript has 3 exons. The annotation marks the transcript as partial. Gene Ontology annotation, biological process: protein dephosphorylation. The record is from RefSeq and is a predicted model, not a curated record. Lineage: Eukaryota; Metazoa; Chordata; Mammalia; Rodentia; Heteromyidae.
AUGUUGUCGUCCAGCCCCGAGAUCCAGCCCGGCGGGUCGCCGCCCCCGGGCGCCGGGCAGCCGCUGUUGCAGCCCACCAAGGUGGACUCGGCCGAGGGCCGCCGGCCGCAGGCGCUGCGGCUGAUCGAGCGCGACCCCUACGAGCGGCCCGAGCGGCUGCGGCGGCUGCAGCAGGAGCUGGACGCCUUCCGGGGCCAGCUGGGCGACGCGGCCGCGCUGGACGCCGCCUGGCGCGAGCUGCAGGAGGCGCAGGAGCUGGACGCGCGCGGCCGCUCCAUCGCCAUCGCGCGCUGCUACUCGCUCAAGAACCGCCACCAGGACGUGAUGCCCUACGACGGCAACCGCGUGGUGCUGCGCUCGGGCAAGGACGACUACAUCAACGCCAGCUGCGUGCAGGGCCUGUCGCCCUACUGCCCGCCGCUCGUGGCCACGCAGGCGCCGCUGCCCGGCACCGCCGCCGACUUCUGGCUCAUGGUGCACGAGCAGAAGGUGGCGGUCAUCGUCAUGCUGGUGUCCGAGGCCGAGAUGGAGAAGCAAAAGGUGGCGCGCUACUUCCCCACGGAGCGGGGCCAGCCCGUGGUGCACGGCGCGCUGCGCGUGGCGCUGAGCAGCGUCCGCGCCACCGAGACGCACGUGGAGCGCGUGCUCAGCCUGCAGUUCCGGGACCAGAGCCUCACGCGCUCGCUCGUGCACCUGCACUUCCCGACGUGGCCCGAGCUAGGCCUGCCCGACAGCCCCCGAACACCUGCU